Molecule: messenger RNA, 1707 nt
Organism: Glossina fuscipes
Lineage: Eukaryota; Metazoa; Arthropoda; Insecta; Diptera; Glossinidae
Product: putative ATPase N2B
Exons: 5
Coding region: 263-1630 (455 amino acids)
Cellular component (GO): cytoplasm; mitochondrion
Molecular function (GO): ATP hydrolysis activity; ATP binding
Source: RefSeq, a predicted model, not a curated record
GUAUAUAAAAAAUGUAUUAUUUGGGACAACAACAACAACUAAAUUCACGGUCGUGACCGAACGUUUCUAUUUCCUCAGUCUUGAAAACAUACGCGCGAACGGUUAUUAGCAUAUUUAUGUAAUAUGCCAGCAAAAAUCAGUUAACGGAGCCCACGUUUAAAAUCAAAUCGGACCGCGAUUUUAAUUUUUUGGCUAUUAGAAAAAAAAAAUUCCAAAGUUUAGUUUUUAUGCAAAAUUGAAAAUAGUUAUUGUUAAGUGGAAAAUGUUAUCUACAAGAAAUACUUUAUGUUGUUUGGCGGAACAUCAUCUUUUAAUCGGUAAACGAUAUGGAAGUGAUCAUAAAGUCUUCCAAGUCUAUACAGAACGUCUGAAGUCUGGUGUAUUGUUAAUGGAUAAAACUCAAGAACAUACCGCUAAAAUGUUAGAUAGCUUGUAUGCCCAAAUACAAAGUUAUCAGCCAACCUCGAUGACGCCAAAGAUUGGUGGUGGUUUCUUGGGUAAAUUACUUGGUAGAAGUACAAAUGGUGGCGCGGUGCAGUUAGUUAACAAAACCUCGCCUCAGGGACUAUAUAUAUGGGGUAACGUGGGCGGAGGAAAGACUACUUUAAUGGAUUUGUUUUUCGAUUGUUGUACAGACAUUAAACAUAAAAAUAGGGUUCACUUCAACGCGUUCAUGACGAACGUGCAUGCACGAAUUCAUGAAACGAAACUGCAGCAGGGACCGUCGCUUAGAAUAUCUGAUGUUGAAAAUCCUCAACCCUUUGACCCGACAUUGCCAGUUGCUAAGGCAAUAGCGCGAGAAAGUUGGCUAAUAUGCUUCGAUGAGUUCCAGGUCACUGAUAUAGCUGAUGCUAUGAUUUUGAAAAGUUUAUUUACGCAUCUCUUUAAUGAGGGAAUUGUUUGCGUAGCCACUAGUAAUCGUCAUCCUAAGGAUCUCUACAAAGAUGGUUUGCAGCGUAGCAACUUUUUACCAUUUAUUGAUAUACUGCUUAACCGUUCCAAAGUGGCGAAUAUGGACAGUGGCGUGGAUUACAGAAAAAUAACCCAAUCAGGUGAUACAAAUUACUUUGUUAAAUCGGAGACAGAUACAAAAGUCCAAAUGGAGAGAAUGUUUAAAAUAUUAUGCUCCCAGGAAAACGAUAUUGUUAGAGAACGCACUAUAACUCAUUUGGGACGUGAUCUUAAAUUUCAAAGUGCCUGUGGUCGUGUAUUGAACAGUUCGUUUAAAGAACUUUGUGAUCGGCCGUUAGCAGGCAAUGAUUACUUACAACUCGCCCAAGUAUUUCAUACUGUUCUCAUACACGAUGUACCUCAGCUAACAUUACGUAUGAAAUCUCCCAUGCGACGAUUUAUCACUCUAAUCGACACGUUCUACGAUAACCACAUACGUGUAGUUAUUUCGGCUGAUGUACCGCUGGAUAAACUGUUUAAUUUUAGCGAUAAAUCGAGUGGUUUGGCAGAUGAUCAACGCGUACUUAUGGAUGAUUUAAAAAUCUCGUUGGGCUCGAAAGAUGCCGGCGCAAACGUUUUCACUGGCGAAGAAGAGUUAUUUGCUUUCGAUCGUACCAUUUCUCGUCUCUAUGAAAUGCAAAGCAAGGUCUAUUGGGAAAAAUGGGCAAAACCCCAUUAAGACCAGCGCAAAAUGUUUAUCUGUGUUCAAAUUUUAGUGAAAAUUUUUCGAUAAAGUACUUAACAAAAAAAAAAAAA